Molecule: messenger RNA, 4365 nt
Organism: Protomyces lactucae-debilis
Lineage: Eukaryota; Fungi; Ascomycota; Taphrinomycetes; Taphrinales; Protomycetaceae
Exons: 1
Coding region: 1-4365 (1454 amino acids)
Molecular function (GO): guanyl-nucleotide exchange factor activity
Source: RefSeq, a predicted model, not a curated record
AUGAUCAAGUCACGGCCACAGUCUAUGCCCAUCCAAGGCUACGCUAGCAAUGCGCCCUUCACUGGCAGGCGCAAGACAUCCAAGUCAGGCGCGUCUCCAUCUCAGGACGACAAGCCUGCUGCUGCUCCUUCUCCUGCUCGAAAGCGCAAUACCCUCGCUACAACGGCGCCCACUACUUCUCGAAGCAGCACCCAGGAAACGCGCCGGCCGUACACCUAUGCCGAGUUGCAGCAACAGCCCUUCUUCGCCAACAACGCAAUCAGCUACAGCACAACGCACAGCACCCUCGGCGCAUUGCUCGUUCAAGUUGCCCUCGAUACAUCUACACAGCGCGGCCUGUACGGCGCAGUCAUCUGUGCGGCCGGUGUUCGCUGCUAUGCACAACUCGACCCAACAGAUCCACAGGGCCACUUCAGAACCCUGCGUGAUCCACUGCUUCGUGGUGCUGCAGUCUUGUUGCAUGCAUAUACCUUGCACAUGCCAACACCACAGCGUCAGCGUGUCGCUCUCUCUCCUCGCGCAGACCGGGUCGCUGCUCGGCAUCUCGACUUGAGUGCAAGCAGUAUGUGUCGUAUUGCUGCUGGACUUGAACGCAUCAAACUCCCUCAAGUCUCUGCAUCCAUUGCUUCCUUCUUGGCUCCAACCAUCUCCAGGGCUAUUGAAGUUGAUCUCAUCUUGAAGCCCGGCAGUUCUUUAUCUACCGGACUCUUUCCUACACCACACCGCAAAGCGAGUACGGCCGCUGCGCUGGAAGCUGAACUCGCUCGCUUUCCACAGCCAGCCAAGCAGGAGAAUAGCGAGAAGCGUGGCAACUUGCUCAAUGAGCUCCUCACAACGGAACGCACCUACAAUGCGCGUCUCACUCAUUUGCUCAAAGAUUACGCCAUGCCCUUGCGUGCUGCUGCGCGUAAGGAGAAGGCCCUGCUCGGUGCAUACGAGGUCAACCUUCUCUUCCCCUCCGCACUCGAUGCCAUUUGCCUCCUGAAUGCCGAUUUCCUCAAGCAACUCGAAGCUGCUCAACACGACGACUAUGCCUUUGCACUCGCCCUCGUCAAUGGCUUUCGCGAUUUCCGCAAAGUCUAUGGCCGAUACCUCGAACUCUCUGCUGAUCUCGAUACCUGCCUGCGCCAGUCCCUCAAACUUGCCAAGUUUAAGGAUUGGUCAGACAGUGUUCGUAAUGAGGGCAAGCAACCGGUUGGUAUUCGCGAACUCGUCAAGGAACCCGUCUCCCGCAUUCCACGCUACGCACUCCUCAUCACCAGUUUGUUGGCAGUAUUGACACCUCAGAAUCCUGCGUAUGGCGUCUUCAAGGAAGCACUGACAUUGGUUCGUCGCAUUGGUCUUAUGGGCCGCGAAGAGGGUGCCUUGUCGCAGGAACAAGUCAUCAAGCUCUCCACCCUCGUUUCUAGCUGGCCCACUGAGCUCGUACGCAGUCACGUCGAGGUGCGUGCGUUGGUGGAUUGUUUGGAUGUCGUUCCUUGGCAAAAGAAAUCACCCACCAGUCAUACGGAUGGUACACCCUGUGCGCUUGUCUUGCUCGCUGAUAAGUUGGUCAUUCUCAAGCGAAGUCGUACGGCGCGCAUUGACGAUGUGCUUGCCUCAAAUCGCAAGGGAGAGCUGGGUUUUCGCGGAUGGAUUGCAUUGGACAAAGUCGCGUUGCUCGAUGAGGCAGAUACCCUGACACUCGUCUUGUCGGAGGAGAUGCAGCACGUCAAUUCAGAGCACUGGCUCGAUAGGCCUCUACGCAAAUUUGUGCUGCUCAAGAGUGAUGCCGUUCAAUUCUCAACGGCAUUGCGUGAGCUUAAAGAUGCACUCAAGACGUGUCCAGCCACGAGUGUCGAGGUGGUUGCUGGCCGUGAGUAUCGCUAUGCACGCUACAUGCCUGCAGACUGGCAAGCGGAGCAACCGGCACGCAAGCACGCCGUGCGCAUCUUUGAGGAUAUCGACGAUGGUGAUAUGCACUCUGUCAAUCUCGUCAUCUCCAAGGACAGUCAGACAUCUUACUCUGCUUGGACACGUCGUGGACCGUCACAGUCAUUGUUGUGCUCGGAUGUCUCUGCCGCAGACCUCAAGCAAGUCUUGUUUGAACGUCUCGACAGCCUCCAGCAGGCCAAUUGGCUCGACACGGAUUUCUACCCUGCCGAUGCGGUCUUCGCCAUCCACAGCAUGUUUGCAACAAGUCUUGCGUGUCUCCAAGCAUCGGGUGUCUUGCAGAAAUCUCGUCCCUCAUCGCCCACAAAGCUCAUGGCGAGUUUCCUGGGUCUGCGCAGUGAUCGUGAAGCGUCGCCUACACGACCUGCUACAGCGACUGCGGCAACUGCAACGGGUUUGCGUCGUCCCAAUACGGCAAUGCCAGCUGACAAGGAUCUCGCUGGUAUUGCUGCAUUUGUGGAAGCAUUGUCUGCCUUGGAACACUUCACGCGGGAUGACUUUACGCGUGCGUCAAGCAAAGAGAUGAAGGAGAUUGCAAGUUUGUCUGCUUUGAUUGCGAAAGAUCCCUCCAAGGCCUUUGCCAUUCGUGGUUCACCUGCCAAAAUUGCGGCACAAGCGUUUCAUCGUCAUUUGAAGCUGGUUGCAGCGAAAAAGGUCGGUGGGAGUGGCGUAUUGGUGCCUGAGCAGAGUUGUGCUGAAUGGCGCAGUGUCUUGACGUUAGACACAGAGUCACGCAUGGAUGCUGCUCGAAAGGCUAUGCAGCAUCUGCCUGCUGCUGCCCAAGACUUGCUGCGCACAUUGCUCAUGUAUGGCUCGCAUGUCUUGGCCUAUUGCGAUGACGAUGCUCGCGUGCCUUUCGUCUUGGUGCUCUCAGAGUUGCUGGUGCCAAGUCUACAUGUUACCAGCUUUGUUGCACCGCUCCAGUACCUGCUUGCUCAUGUCGACAUGCUCUACCGUCAGCCAGGCAACUUUGAUUCUGUGAGCAGUACCAUGACCAUGAUGCCCUCUCGUCCAGAAUCUCAGCGUGUGGCAACGGCGCUCAUGUCACCCAUGACGGAUGCACCACCCAAGCGUCCUGGCAACGUCCGCACCGAUUCUGCACCCGCUGGUAGUUCCAUCUACACACCUUUGCUCUCUCACUUCAGCUUGUCACCGGCCAAGGAUUCCUUCAACCAAACACCAGAACUCGUUGAAGAAUCAAGCAAUGCCGAUGAAAGCGAUCACAAGCGUUCACCGAGCUUGUCGUCAUUGAUGAGUUAUGCAGCGAGUGAUGUUGAGCCACGCUCGCAACGUCGGACACGCGCCUCGCAGCAUGAAGGCAUGCAGUUGCCGUACAGUUUGAUGCACGACAAGGCCUUGCCAGUGACGCCUUUAUUGGAUGAGUUGCUGCGUUCACCAUUGGGAACGCAUCAGUUUGAAGCGAGUCCACCCUUGACGGGCUAUGUCGAUGCCAAGCGCACAACACCCUUGACGAUGCGCAAGGUGUCUGCUUCGCAACCGCUCGGUGCUGCGUUUGAUCAGUCAAAGCAGGACGCCUACACUGCCUCUGAGGGACUCGGCUUGUUGUCUUCUCGCAAAGGUGCCUCGAUUCCUCGCUUACCCUCUACGCUGGUGCGUCGUCGCGAGUCACAGCCACUCAGCAAGCAAUUCUCGGGUCAUGCAUUCACGUUUGAUCUCGCUGGUGCUGACGAUGACCUAUCGGCCGCCAUCCAGUAUGCAAGUCAAGUCAACUUUGCCCGUUCAGUGACGCCACCUCGCGUGCUAGAGAGCAAAGCAGCGCAAGUCGCGGUGGAGGCGGUGGAAGAGGCAGUUGUGCAGGAAGCUGGUGUUCGCGCUGUUCGACGUGCAUCGCGUGACCAUGUUCAACGAGAACGACAGCUCAGCACGCUCAGUAUUCGCAGGCCUUCUGCUGCAUCCUCCAACACAUCGGAUGUCUUGUUUGCUCCCGUUCACUAUGGUCCUUCUGCAGGUCCUUCUGCAAGUCGAGUCUUGUCUGGCGAUCGCUCUGUCGUGUGUAUCCCUACACCUGUACAGGAAGAGCGCGAGUUUGUGACGCCGUUGCCGACACCGACGAUGGAGGAAGCCAUCACGGUGGUGGAGCGUGUUUCUAUUGAAACAACACCUGCGCUUGAAGCCGCUGAGACUGUUUUGGAGGAGGAGGAGGAGGAGAAAGAUGUCGCUUGCACGAGCGCUUGCCAGGAUCAUGUCGAGUUGCUGGGCCUUGAGCUGCAGCGGUACAAGGACCUCUAUCGCGACUGUUGCGAAGAGGUGGAUGUCACCAUUGAUUCUGCGAAUGAAGAGAUUGCUGCAUUGCGACAGGCUUAUGCGAGUGGAAGUGUUGAGCGAACUGCCUUGGCACAGCUUGAGCUGGAGAAGGCGGAGAAUGGCAAGCUUAGGCGGGAGUUGCAUGCAUUGAAGGAGCGCUUGGGAUGA